Messenger RNA from Nematolebias whitei (Rio pearlfish), 705 nucleotides. Its product is annotated as complement C1q-like protein 2. Gene Ontology annotation, molecular function: protein binding. NCBI's taxonomy places the organism in Eukaryota, Metazoa, Chordata, Actinopteri, Cyprinodontiformes, Rivulidae. The coding region runs from base 1 to 705 and encodes 234 amino acids. The record is from RefSeq and is a predicted model, not a curated record. The transcript is spliced from 2 exons.
AUGGUUCUGGCUCUGAUCUUUGCGGUUCCUCUGCUGCUCCAAACUUCCAGAACCUCCGCGCAUUACGAGAUGGUGGGAACCUGCCGGAUGGUCUGUGACCCGUACAGCACCACGGAGGUUCUGCGGGACCCGAGCGCGGGUCCGUCAACCACCAUACAGGACUCUAAAGCUGAACCGGGUCGGCCGGGGAAACCAGGACCAAGAGGUCCACCGGGGGAACGAGGACCUCCCGGUCCGAGAGGACCACCAGGAGACUCUGGAAGAACUGGGGAGGUUCUGGUGCCAGGAGAGCUGAGCCCUGUCGGACCGGGACACAUCGCCUUCUAUGUGGGUCUGAAGAACCCCCACGAGGGCUACGAGGUGGUCCGCUUUGAUGACGUAGUCACGAACCUGGGGAGCGACUAUGACGCAACCACCGGGAAGUUCACCUGCCAGGUGUCCGGGGUCUACUUCUUCACCUACAGGGUUCUGAUGAGGGGCGGGGACGGAACCAGCAUGUGGGCCGACCUGUGCAAGAACGGACAGGUCCGAGCCAGCUCCAUCGCUCAGGACGCCGACCAGAACUACGACACGGCCAGCAACAGCGCCGUCCUGCACCUGGACUCUGGGGAUGAGAUUUACGUGAAGCUGGACGGAGGGAAAGCGCACGGAGGGAACAACAACAAGUACAGCACGUUCUCGGGGUUUCUGCUGUACCCCGACUAA